AUGUCUGCCUCGGCCAGAAAUCCUGUUGUGAAAAAGAAGCAUGUUCGUUUCGCUAGAAUGGAGGAGGAUGAUGAUAACGAUGACCAAGAGGAAGAUACUCUGUUUGACAAGAGGAAAGACACGAGACGAGGGCUGAAGAGUGUAAUGAAAGGGAGGAAGAGAAGUUCGAAUUCGGAGUUCGAUGAUGAGGUUGAAAUCAUCGGUGGAGGUGGCAGGGCCAGCGGUUCUGGAGGCUGCAGCAGCUGGGUGAUCAGUUUAGCGCUCUGUGCAUCAUUCCUCGGCCUGGUAAUGAUGAAUGCUUGUUAUUAGACUAGUAGGCCAGCCCAAGGGACUGAAUUUGUCCAUUCUGUCAUCAUAUUUACCUUUAUAACUUAGAAUUGAAUAGGGUCUCUGGUUUUAUUGCAUAGUUUGUUUUGCAUGGAAAUUAUUGUUAGGAUUGUUUCCCUAUCAUCAUAUCUUCACUAAAAUAUAGGUUCUCUGUAAAUGUUUUAAAGCUUCAUCUUAUUGAGUCUCACAUAGUCAGUGACUAUUCCCAUUGAAUAACAUCUAGCCUUUCCAAGAUUCAUUCAUUGAGUUCAUUAGUUAUGUGAUUGUGGUUGUUUUAUUGGCGUUUAAGACAAUGGUUACUUUUUUAUUCUCUGGUAAAAUGAGGGUUGUUAGGCAAAUAUUCUGAAUGAGCAGGGUUUGCAUUUCAUGGCUGUAAAACUGGUUCUUCAACUUAAGAACAGGUUUAAGCUUUUACUUUCUGGCACCUGUCCAAAGGUACAAUUUUGAAUAACUGUCAUCUUACUGAAAGGGAAAUGAAACACAAAAUGUCACACUGUAUAUUAUUUACCAUUGGCUGCCACACAUAAAGUUCAAAAUACCCUUAGAAUAUUACUGUAUGGAUCCUAGAAAAAUGUAUCCUAGAAAAUGAUAGGGCCCUAGUUGCUACCACUGUUUGCCAGAGAACUCUGAAAAAGUUCUGAGAUAUGCGCAGGGCUGUAUAUUACUUAUACUUGCCUGUACUAGUAAGUGUUUUCUUAUUUCUGUGUUCCAGGGGAUGAGUAUCUCUGUUUUAGGCCCCACAUUUCAAGACCUGGCCAUCAACGUCAACCAGAACAUCAGCAACAUCUCCUACAUCUUCGUAGGCCGCUCGAUGGGCUAUAUAGGCGGCUCUGUGUUGUCAGGGAUUCUCUUUGACUACAUCAACAGCCAUCUGCUGCUGGGUAUGUCUAACAGACUAAAAUAUACCUAGCCUUCACUCAAACACAAAUACAUGGUGUCCAUUGGCUCUGAAAAACAUUAGAUUUAACCUCUAAGAUAUUAUUGUAGUCCUGUGUGGCUAUGAGCUCGUAGAGCAUGGCGCUAGCAGGAUCAUAGGUUUGAUUCCUGCUGGGGCCACCAAUAUGAAAUAUGUAUGCACGUAAGUCGCUUUGGAUAAAAGCGUCUGCUAAAUGGCAUUUAUUAUUAUUAUUAUUAUUAUUAUUAUUAUUAUUAUUAUUAUAUUAGUAUACAGUAUGCACUGUAAAUGCAUCUCCUUUGCUUGUCAAAGAAUGCUGUAGGUUGUUUUUGUGGGUGAUCAUGACCUUUAUACAGGGCAUGGUGCAUGCUGGUUGAAUACACCCCACUUCUCCUAACACUGUAUCUUCUCCACAGGCCUCUCCAUGUUGGUAACAGCGUUUGGGAUGUUUGCCAUCCCUUUCUCUAAGACGGCCCUUCUUCUCACUGCUCUGAUGUCCAGUAUUGGAGUUUCCAUGGGCUUUCUAGAUACAGGUACAGUUAAUCUCACAGUCUUUAUCUUUAAAAUAGUAAAUAAGUAUCUGCACACAGUACAAGAAGUGGUUGUCAGUGAAUGUCUCUGAUGCUGUUUACUGUCCUCUCUGGUAGGUGGUAAUGUCCUGAUCCUGCAGACGUGGGGGGAUCAGGCUGGCCCCCACAUGCAGGCCUUGCACUUCAGCUUCGCCGCUGGGGCCUUCGCCUCGCCCAUCAUCGCCAAGUUGCUCUUUGGAACGGACUUGGACCUGGAUGUGGCAACAAACAGCAGCAUGGAAGCCCCGGUGGCAAACUCCAGCUCCCCGCCUGUCACAGACCACUUGUCCCAACCCGGGUCUUCUUCUGUUGUCAUGCGCUUCGUCCACAGUAGCAGCACCCUCAAGUCCAUGUGGGCCUACGUUGUGAUCGGUGGUUUCAUCCUGUUCAUCUCCCUCAUCUUCUUCAUCCUCUACGCCCGCCACAGCCCCUCUAGGGGCAGGGCCCAGACCCCCUCAGGGAAACCCCUGGUGUCCAAGCACCACAACGCACUCAUCACCAUGCUUUUUGUUUUCUUCUUCUGGUAUGUGGGGGCCGAGGUGGCGUACGGCUCCUUUAUCUUCACCUAUGCUAAGGAUUACAUUCAUAUGGACGAGGCCCAGGCAGCAGGGCUCAACUCCCUGUUCUGGGGGACGUUCGCUGCCGGCCGGGGCCUGGCCAUCUUCUUUGCGGCCUGCAUGCACCCAGGCACCAUGAUCCUACUGAGCCUGGUGGGUUCCACCCUGUCCUCCCUGUUCCUCACCCUCUUCAACAGGAACAGGGUGGCCCUGUGGAUCUGCACUGGUGUCUACGGUGCCUCCAUGUCGACCACUUUCCCCAGUGGGAUCUCCUGGGUGGAGCAGUACACCACAGUGACCGGGCGCUCUGCUGCGGUGUUCGUGGUGGGGGCGGCCCUGGGGGAGAUGGUGCUGCCCGCCCUGGUGGGCUUCCUGCUGGGGAGGAUCGAUGAUCACCCCCUGCUGAUGUACCUGGCCCUGGGCACCGCCACCAUCACCUCCAUCCUCUUCCCCUUCAUGUUCUGGCUGGCCUCGUCCCCCAGCGGCCCCAGUAGGACACCCCGUACCAGGGGCCGCAUGGAGCCUGACGACAGCGAGUACCGCCAAGCCCUGCUGGACUCAGGCGCCAAUGAUGAGGAAGAGGAACAGAAGCAGGAUGACGAGGCCGACCAGUGGAAUGAUGCCGACUUUGAGGUCAUCGAGAUGGAUGACGCCAGCCUUAUGAACUCUCCUAAUAUAGCGUCAUUCUCAUCUCCUAGUAAAGCGCUCUCUUUAUCUCCUAAUAAAGCUUUGUCAUCUCCUAACAAAGGGCUUCCACCACCUGAUGUUGCUGGGACAUCAUGGGACACCACUGCCACAUCUGUCCCCUCUACUGCCCAGUACCUAGAGCCAACGGUUGGUGCCUCAUUCUCAGACUCUAUCUCUCUCCAGGGUGACUCACCCAGACGGAAACUGUUGCGUUCCCUGGACCGGCAGAAGAGAGACUAGGGGUUAGAUUCAAUCAGCUCAUGCAUUAACCAGCGAUUGCCGACACCCGAAUAGCUGGUGUUUUGGUGGUGUCGGUGGUGUAACUGCAUUAGAGCUGUCAAAUCAGAGCGGCUGAUUGUGUGGUAUUUGUCCCGAAGCCACACCCAUCCCACUCAUGUUAGAAGUUCAGAAGGAGAAAGUGUAGGCUAUAUAGAAAUAAUGACGCUCAAAUUUAAAAUCAUUAAACAAAAUGAGGAUUUCUAUCAGCCUAAUCGAGGUGUAGAUUAUAUCUCACAUUCCACUAAACAACUUGUAAGUAGGCUGCGUGAGAUUUAUCUUAAUUAGACUACGUGCAGCCAAUGGCAAUAUCCACUUUAGGUAUAAUGCCGGGAGCCACUUGUGGAUUUGACAGCUCUAAUACAGUUCCACCUCUGACACCGGCCAAAACAACUGGGAGCCUGGGAUUCAAUCGGAUUAGCAGUAAGGCCGGGAUUCAAUCCUAAAGCCAGGAUUGGAUCCGAUCGUGCUUUGUCUGCAAUGCACCUUUUAAAGGCAAUUUUCUCGCGUUCACGGAGACCACAUUUACAGUCAAUGCUGCAUAUGCCGGCUCAAUCGGAAAUUACCUUUAAAUGGUGCAUUGUCACAAAGUGCGAUCGGAAUGAAUCCUGGCCUAUGGGCUCUAGUCUGUGAAAUGCACCAUGACUCCAAGUGCUUUAAAGACAUUACUGUAUUCUAGAAGAGCCAUGGCUCUCUUCAGAGAAACUUGUUAAUGUCUGAUUGUCAGUGACUGUAAUUUGACUUGUGCUUCUUUAGUGUAAUACUCACAUGUAAAUGUUUGAUACUACAGAUUUACAGUGCAAUAUAAGUUUACCCCACUCCAACAGUUUAUGUCUACUAUAUUAUUUGAAGCUGUACGCUUUGGCGUAAAUGGUAUUUGUUUAAACAUUAAGGCCCCUUGCCACUGUUGCUGGUAAUGAAUAAGAAAGGUUGCACUACUGUGAAGACUCAAUGUAACACUAAAAACAUUUUCUUUUAGAUAUCCUAAAGAUGUCAUUUUCUUUGUAAUAUUUUAUUUAGUAAUAUGUGAAUUAUCAGCAGUUAAAGAUAGGAAUUUAGCCACCAAUGUGGCCUGAUUAUGAAUAAUUUGUUUUUGUUAGACCUUUGUUUGAAUAGAUGCCGCAUUCACGUGCUAGUCUAAACUAGGAAACAACAAUUUUAGACUUGCUAACUUGUAGAAAGAUGAUCCCGAGUUUCCCACUUGGAAAGUAUCAGAAUCAACCCACUGGGCACAGAUGUCAAUUCAACAUCUAGUCCACGUUGGUUCAACAUAAUUUCAUUGAAAUGACGUGGCAAUGUUGAUUCAACCAAUGUAUGCCCAGUGGGAACCACUAUACAAAUAAGUUACGUUCAUUUUAACGCGGAGGUAUGGAGUUUCCAAUAGCACAUGAACACGGCACAAGUUUGUUUAUUUGCACUGUUCUGUAAAAAAAUAAUUUUGAUUUAAUUAUUGUGCUGUGAUGAAUUUAUUGUCUAGUAAUCUGUCAUUUUUCAUUCAGAUGUGUGAUCUUUGUUAAAGUUAAUAUCUCUUGAAUUUUUCUAUGAAAACAAAUCAAAAUCAUGACAAAAUACUAAACACAAAGACUAAAGAAUUUAAUACAUUUUAUUAUAUCAACCUCCACCCACAGCAAUGUCCAUUAAAAACAAAGCAAAAAACACUUCCUUCAUAUUUUUUUGUACAUUUACAUUUAUACAAAUACACAGAUCCUGUGUAGAGUUGUUUGGGAAAUAAUAUAAUCCAUCUUGACAUGGGUAGAUGGCAUAUGCUGUUUUAACAUGGAGAAAGCAUUAGAAAUGUGUACAAAACAAAUAUGCACAAGGAAAUAAUAUAUACUCUUGCCAUAAAUUAUCAAAUACAGUAUUGCAACAGUCCCAGAAGUAAAAACUUAAAUGAAUACUCCCCAUCCUCUUUUGAUAGGCAUUAGUGCCUCGGAGUAUAAUGAUAUGCUUUUUCAAAACUGACAAAUACAAUCGAGGCUAAAAGAAACAAAUGUAUUAACAUGGCACACAAACAGAAUGCAUUAAAACAAGUUUAUUUGUUUUUAUUUUUUAAUGCCGAUGCACAGAGAGAAUUCAAAAUGGGCACUUUACAAUAAUUAUUUACCAAAGAUUGUAUUUGAUAUAAAAGGGAAAUGUAGUUAAACAGUGGUUUAUUUAGUCAACUUUUGAGUUGUAAGGAGCUCCUUAGAAAUACUGUUCAGACUUUUUAAGUCUUGCAUUUACAAAUUGCUACAGCGCAUACAAAAUAAAACGGUAGGGUCCUCUUCGAUCAGAGUUAAUGCCAUCUUUAUGAUGCAGACGAGACCAUCUUCAGAUACACCAUCUGAAGAAAAAACAUCAGCUUCAAUCACAACCAACCAAUAGCAGCUAAUGAAGACACAGUGAGAGUGGGAGAAUGAACCCUAAAAAAACACUCCCUCGCCUCCCACAGGAGGCCAAACCCAGCCAGUCUGCACUUAGAGCAGAAAUACUUGUAUAACAACAGGACAACAUGAAAACCCAACGGGGUUCAAUCAAAGCACCAUUUAAAAAGAAAAAAAAGACAGGGAAACACUGAGCUGGAUGAGACAACGUUGGUUUAGCACCAGAGUAGCUGUGCUGCGCGGGGCAGUGGGGCCAUUCAGAAUCAGAACUGCUCCAGGAGCUGUCGGAGGUAUGGGGCCUUGGUGAGCUGUCUGUUGACCCGGGACAGCUUGUAGAGCACAGGACAGUCCAGAGACACACACGGAACCUGCCGCUCCGCACUGCCGCUGCAGUUCCUACAGAUCUGGACCAAUAGAAAACAGGAGGUUGGUUAAUGGAGUUUAAAUUCUAGCUACAGAACGUCACCAACCAGUUUGAGUGAACUUUCCCUCUAAUAUUACAUGAUAACAGGGCUAAAAAUAGAACUCUAAGCUUAGCUCUAUUUCCAUCUCGCUGUACUCUGACUCUCUAAACUAAAAUGCAGACAGUGCUUGGAGACUAUCCAGCAUGACCUCUUCACAAUAGCAGCAGCUUGUGGUACACUACAUAACCAAAAGUGCUGACGUUGCUUCCAGAGGCAGUUUGGAACUCGGUAGUGAGUGUUGCAACCGAGGACAGGCGAUUUUUACGCGCUACGCGCUUCAGCACUCGGCGGUGUCGUUCUGUGAGCUUGUGUGGCCUACCGCUGAGCCGUUGUUGCUCCCAGACGUUUCCACUACAUAAUAACAGCACUUACAGUUGAACGGGCCAGCUCUAACAGCGCAGAAAUGUGACGAACUGACUAGUUGGAAAGGUGGCAUCAUAUGACAGUGCCACGUUGAAAGUCACUGAGCUCUUCAGUAAGGCCAUUUUACUGCCAAUGUUUGUCUAUGGAGAUUGCAUGGCUCUGUGCUCGAUUUUAUACACCUGUCAGCAACGGGUGUGGCUGAAAUAGCCGGAUCCACUCAUUUGAAGGGGUGUCCACAUACUUUUGUAUAUAUAGUGUAGCCCCCCCCCCCCCCCCCGACCUUUCACCUUUAGCAGCUGGUCCUGCUGGCUCUCCCACAGCCGCAUGUCCUGGUAGAGAGUGACGGCCACGCGUUGGGGCUCGGCCCGGCAGCUGGCACACACCCCUAGCUGGGUGAGCUCGUCACACACAGGACAGUGCAGAGUGGUGAAGUACUGGGAGAUGGUCCCCUUCCUCCCUACCACCUCCCCUCUGGCCACCAUGGAGCAUGACGCCUUCUGGACCUGAACACAGAGGACAUGUUUAGAGCCAUGGACUAGGUUAGAUUUGUGGUCAUAUAUAAAGGUAUUGUUCAUCAAGACUGUAAUUCACUAUUUGACAGGUCAGACUAUUUUUGUUAAACUCAUUUCAUGGAGGGCCUAGUGUCUGCGGGUUUGUGUUUUUUCCUUUCAAUUAAGACCUAGACAACCAGGUGAGGAGAGUUCUUUACUAAUUAGUGACCUUAAUUCAUCAAUCAAGUACAAGGGAGGAGCAAAAACCCGCAGACACUCGGCCCUCCGUGGAAUGAGUUUGACACAUGCUCUCAAACAGUGUUUCCCAACCGCACACGUUUUUGUUGUAGCCUCGGACGAACCCACCUGAUUCAACUCAUCCAGGGCUUGACAAGUGGAAUCAGGUGAGUUUGUCUGGGACUGCAACAAAAACAUGUACUGUUGGAAACACUGCAGGACUGGAGUUGAGAAACACUGGUCUAAAAGAGCUAAGCCCCCUUGCCCUUCAGUCUGAAGCAGGCUAACGAGACAACAGUAUUAAAUCCGCAUGUCCUUUACACAACUCGCCACUAGAUGGCAUCAUUAGCAUUUCAAAAGGGCAGUGCCUCUAACAAUUACUUGGGUACGAGAUUAGAUAUUUGUCUCAUUUGAUUCCCGACAUGUAGCCCUUUUUUCUUUUGUUCUCUGUCUGCACGACAGUCUGGACAAAGCUUUCAAAAGCACCAUCUCUGCUUCAGUGGUCUGUGUGUGUCAGCAAACAUCUAUUCUCUCCAGCAUGGAUCAAUCAUCAGUUUGAUGAAUCCCAGUAACUAUUUAACUAGAAGAGCAUUUUGGUUGGAGACCAGAGGGUCUAUCCUUUAAGGGUCCACCGACCCCCCUCCACCCGCACCGCUCUUUCAUAGCCUCACCCUGGGGAGUUCCUGGUACCAGUUGAGCACGUCCACGCCGAUGAGCUGGAAGAUGCGCUGCAGCGGGGGCAGGAUCUGCUUGGUGAUGUAGUAGGUGGCGUUGAGGCGCAGACCCGGGUCCUGCAGCACCUCCAGGGGCCGCCGCACCAGCUGGAUGAGAGGCACGCCAGGCGUCCCGUACACAAUCACGUAGGGCACCCGCUCGCCCACCCGUGGCUCCAGGCGCCGGUCAUAAACCAUCAUACGCCUGGGGGGAGAGUUGGGAGAUGGGGGUGUCAGGACACAGCAGUGGAAUGGCUGGUUCAUGCUAAUCUAGCACCCCAAAUAUGUGCAGUGGUAUAGGACCACACAUACAUACAGUAUUCAGAUUUUAAUGGAUUAAUUUAUCACAAGAAAAAUUUUAUUUUGUUCAAAACCAAAGCAUGAUGCAUUUGCUCCUUGUUUUUGUACUGCAGUAGUAUUAGUGACUAUAAUAAAUUGUAAUACAUUUCCUGAAUCACACAGAAUAUUUUCCCCAUUUAACCAUGUCUCUGAAAUCAGGUUUUGCCACCCAUUAUUGGCUGGGUUGCUAAGCAACUGUCUCAGGUACAGUACACUGAGCUAGGCCGGUCGUAGUGCAGGCAGACAAUGGGCAUUGUGGGGAAUCAGUAAGUGGCUUCACAACGGGCACACAGCCAGACGAGAGGGGAGGAAGGUCUCACACACACUCUUCGACCCCACAUCAACAAGCCACUCCACAGAAACACACUAAUUAGACAUGCAGUUACAUUUAGGCACUACCAUAUUGUCAACACACAAGAUUUCUCAAAGAUGCUUCUGUUAAUUCAACACCGUCAUGUCAUAAACACACGCUACGACCACCCUCCCCCUCGGGCGGUAUGUUGUUGGUGUACCUGGUGAGCUCCAGAGCAGGGACGCAGGCCCCCGGCCGGUAGGAGCUGCUGCCCCUGUACUCCUUAGCGAAGGUCAGGUCCUGCAUGCUGGCCUUGGCCUCCAGCACCUUCACACACUGACGCUGCACAAACUGUUUCACCUGGCUGAUAUCCCGCGUCUCAAACAGCAGCUUGAUGGAACGCUCCAAAAUCUACGGAGACGGGGGAGUUCACACAUACCAGACACCAGUCUAUAAACUAUAUAUCGACCAGGCUGACUGUGAUAGUAUAGAAUGUUCAGACAAGGACUGAUUGCCAUGUGUGUCCUUUGUAUUCAUCUGAGCAUUGGGCUGCUAGUAGAAAUCUGGCGUGACUGUGAAGGGUGUAGACAGAGAGAGAGAGAGAGCAGGCAGAAUCGGUCAAAUGUUGCUGGUUACCUUGGAAACAGCAGGGCAUCCGUCUCGGCGCACUGUUUCGAUCCCCUUGGCGUCGAACACGGGGUCCUUCUGGUCCAGGCUCUCGUACAUGUAGCCCACGUAGCGCUUCUUUGUCUGGAGCACGCACGGGAGAUACACCUGGGAUCACACACACACACACACACACACACACACACACACACACACAGACACACAGAGAGGGAUUAAACUAAUGGUUCUGUAAUUAAUCCACAAACACACAUACAGACAGACAGACUUAAACAAAUACCACACACACAUACAUUGUGGGCUUCAAUACACUCGUACAGACAGCCAGUCUAGCCACGUCAUACUGUACUGAGCAGAGACUGUACCUUCUCAAACUUCAGCUUGACAGGUUUAGGGUUGGUAGCAGUCACUGCCUCGGCGAUCUCGUUGCCGAUCUUGAAGGCCUGCUCUUUAGUCGCACCCUUCAGCAGGACAAACAUGCUGGAAGAGACAAGUAGAGGGUAAGAAAAGAGUCGCAGAAAACCAGAGGGCCCAAUAUCUGACGCUUCCCUACCUGUCUGUGUCACCAUAGACAACGUGGGCUCCCCAUUUCUUGGUGUCGUUGACCAGCUUGAUGGCCCUCUCCAGGGUCUCCCUGGCCUUGUGGACAAUACUAUCGGCAACCUAUAGAGACAAUAGAUGGAGACAUGCAUAAGAAAAAGGCUUCCAGCUAAGGUUAGUGGUACAAACCCAACUGACAAAGUAUGGGAUAGAGGGGCAGAGGAGUUAUCAUGGUCAUGGAGUUUUGGGUAAGUGUGCCAGACGUUAGUGUGAACCCUGGGCCCCUCACCUCUACGCUGGGCAUGCGUCCGGAGUAGUUAGCGCCGGUGUAGCCGUAAGUGACGUUGGCGAUGAGCUUGAGUCCCAGCUGCCUGGCGUCCAGGAGCCUCAUCAAGGCCUUGUCCUGCUUGUAAGUCUUCAUGGAGCGCUUCACCAUGAACCGCGUGUUCAGGAUCUCCUCCAACAUACUGGGCAGGACCCCCUUUCUCACCGUGGGCUGA
Molecule: messenger RNA, 10237 nt
Organism: Coregonus sp. 'balchen'
Lineage: Eukaryota; Metazoa; Chordata; Actinopteri; Salmoniformes; Salmonidae
Source: the annotation of a GenBank genome assembly